CUUUCAAAUGAACAAAACCCUUCCCCUAAAAGCCAAACCCAAACCCUUGGCGGCUGCGAACUCUUCCCUCGUCCCCAUCCUCCCUCUUUCUCUCUCCACUCAAAUCCCUAAAUCCUAUUUUACCUUAUUUGUCGGAGAAUUAGGGUUUAUCUGUAAGAUCGGAAGCUCAAUUUUAUCUUAUCAUGGCCACUGUUGCUCCCUCCGAGAAAGCUGCAGAAUUGCUGCAGAAUUUGUCCUUAGAUUCUCGACCAAAGACCUUGGAAAUUCCUGAACCCACCAAAAAGACAUCUGUUUACCAAUAUGGCAGUGUGGAGUCGGGCGUUACUGCUAAUGGUCAGAUCCAGCUAUCUGAGCGGUCAGUGACGCCAUUUAUGCCUGAUUUAAUGGAUCCAUCGGUGUGCUACAUUCCCAAUGUUUAUCCCUCACCUGCAUAUUAUUAUGGAAGUUAUAAUGGAACUGGCAAUGAGUGGGACGAAUAUCCUAGAUAUACAAAUUCUGAUGGAGUUGAGAUGGCAUCAGGAGUUUAUGGGGAGAAUGGGUCUGUUAUGUAUCCCAAUGCUUAUGGAUAUGCACCAUAUGGACCAUAUUCACCUGCAGCAUCCCCUGUGCCAACGUUGGGAAAUGAUGGCCAACUGUAUGGGCCUCAGCACUACCAGUAUCCUCCUUAUUUCCAGCCACUGACAGCAAGUAGUGGGCCAUUCACCCCUAGUCAGGCAGCCUCUUCUCAAGGGGAGCUUGCUUCCUCCACAGUCCCUGACCAAAAUCCUUUGCCUGCGGAAACUACUAAAGGGAAUUCUAGUACCAUUGGCAGUGGUGGGGUGAAGGGAAACAAUGGCGCAACCCCAGUUAAACCAGCAUAUCAAAACUCAUUGCUGAAUAUGAAUGAUUCAAAUGGAAGGGGUAUUUUGCCAGGGGGUAUGCCUCCUUCUGGUUAUCAGGAUCCUAGAUUUGGUUUUGAUGGGAAGUAUAGAAGCACUAGCAUUACUUCUUCAUAUACAAAGGGUAAUCAUGUUCCAUCUUCAAGGAACCACUUCCGCCAGAAUUCCAAUUAUAUGGGUUUGCAUCAAACUGGUCCUAUGUCUGGAAUGGGGACAUCUCAUGGAUUCGUAAAUGGCAUGUACCCGAACAAAUUUUAUGGUCCAUAUGGAAACACUUCUAGAUCUGGCAUGGGUUAUGGAUCUACUGGUUAUGAUUCCAGAAUAAAUGCAAAUGGUUGGUUGGACGCUGAUGGCAAAUAUAAAUCCAGAGGGCGAGGCAAUGGUUACUUUGGUUUUCACAACGAGAGCAUUGAUGGUUUGAAUGAGCUAAACAGAGGGCCCAGGGCAAAGGGUUUAAAGAACCAAAAAGGUUUUGGACAUGUAACAUUAAUUGUCAAAGGGCAGAACGUGCUACCUGGUGAAACUGUUAAUGAGGAAAAGGAUGUGUUGCCUAUGAUUCCAGACAGAGAACAGUAUAAUAAAGCAGAUUUCCCCGAAGAUUACACGAAUGCUAAGUUUUUUGUUAUCAAGUCUUAUAGUGAAGAUGAUGUCCAUAAGAGCAUAAAAUAUAAUGUUUGGGCCAGCACACCAAAUGGGAACAAGAAGCUAGAUGCAGCAUAUCAGGAGGCCCAGCAAAAACCUGGUGGAUGUCCCGUAUAUCUUUUCUUCUCGGUAAAUACUAGUGGUCAAUUUGUUGGUCUAGCGGAGAUGGUGGGGCCGGUUGAUUUUCAUAAGAAUGUGGAAUACUGGCAACAGGACAAGUGGACUGGUUGUUUCCCCUUGAAGUGGCACAUUGUGAAGGAUAUACCCAACAGCUUGCUGAAGCACAUUACCCUUGAGAACAAUGAGAACAAGCCAGUAACUAACAGCAGAGAUACACAAGAGGUUAAGCUGGAGCAGGGGCUUAAAAUGAUCAAAAUAUUCAAAGAUAAUGCCAGUAAAACUUGUAUUCUUGAUGAUUUUGGAUUUUAUGAGAAGCGACAAAAGAUAAUUCAGGAGAAGAAGACCAAGCAACAGCAGUUUCAGAAACAGGUGCUGGAUGGAAAGCUUGAAGAUGAGAAGAAAGAAAUGGUGAAUGGAUUACACAAGUCACUGGAGACUGUGAGUGAUGUGGCCAAGGAACCCACUUCAACUGCUCUGUCCAAUGGGGAUGUGAAGCAUCCAGAGAACAGGUCAGUUGCAAAAACUGUAGAUGCCAUGAAGGCGAGUAAGCCACUUGCUUCAGAGAAGCAGAAUGUAGCAAAUGGGGUUGCCAAUGGUUGCUAACUAUUACCAAGCUCCAGUGACCUUUGAUCUUAUAGGGGAUUAAUUUAAGGUUUAUCCAAAGUUUUGUUGCAUGAGAGUAGGAUCUUAUAUAAUCAGUGUCGGUGCCCCUUAUGAGCCUUGUCAAUGCUGUUGUGGAGCUUUCUUGCUGCUUUGAAGCCUCAAUAUUAUCUGGUGGAAAGGGAAAUACUCGACAUUCUUCAGUUGUGUUGAGCUAGGGAGCGUUGGGUGGUCUUCAUCAAAUCCAAGUGUUGCAUAUGGUGACUUCUUAUAGUUAGCUCCUGACAGGUUUCUCACUCCAUGGAAAUUUGGGUUAGAUUUCUUGUUUUGUUAUUGGCUUCUGUAUUCUCGUGAUCUCUCAAAUCUCUGGUCUUUAGCUUUCUUUCCCUAUAGUUUCCAUUUUACUGUAUGGCCAUUUCCUGCCUUCUGAAAAAUGUAAGGAUAGUUUCAGGCUUCGUUGGUUCGUAUUUGUAGAGCUAUAAGCAAGGUGGGAAAGCAUCUUAAAUAUAUAGUUGAGUAAAAGGAGCUUUUCAUCGAGAA
Manihot esculenta (cassava) is the source of this 2780-nucleotide messenger RNA. Its product is annotated as YTH domain-containing protein ECT4. Gene Ontology annotation, biological process: mRNA destabilization. The record is from RefSeq and is a predicted model, not a curated record. The transcript has 9 exons. Gene Ontology annotation, cellular component: cytoplasm. Gene Ontology annotation, molecular function: mRNA binding. Bases 183 to 2243 code for a protein of 686 amino acids. Lineage: Eukaryota; Viridiplantae; Streptophyta; Magnoliopsida; Malpighiales; Euphorbiaceae.